CCGGAGGCGGGGCGUGGCUUGGGCGCCGCGAGAGCCCCACGCGGGCGCGCGGCCCGCCCGGCCUGCGCCGGGGCGCGCGGGGCCGAGCGGCGGGGGGCGCGCUCUCGCAGCCGCGGCCGCGCCCUCUCACACAUUUCCGAGCUCCGUCACUCGCGCGGUCUCCACGGACCGAGCGUGUCGGGGCCUGAGGGCGCUGCGGCUGCGGCCCUGAGGCCCUUGAGCUACAAGGACUCUGAGGAAGUCUUGAUAAAGAAAUGUUUAAUGAGAAAAUGUUGGUUACAAUAUUACCUUUGGUGAUAGAGAAGCAAAUACAAACAAGACAGUCUUUUUCAUUAAGGAGCUUAUAGACAAGUUCAAGAUUAAGACAUGUAGAGCGAGCCAACAAGAUUGGAACAGAUUGUCCCUGUUUUGGAGAGGAAUCAUCAGUGACGUCCAUUAGGCUAGUCCAGAAAACAUGGCCACUGCAAUUAGGGAGGUAGGGGUUUGGAGACAGACCAGAACACUUCUAUUGAAGAAUUACCUAAUUAAAUGUAGGACUAAAAAAAGUAGUGUUCAGGAAAUUCUUUUUCCAUUAUUUUUUUUAUUUUGGUUAAUAUUAAUAAGCAUGAUGCAUCCAAAUAAGAAAUAUGAAGAAGUGCCUGAUAUAGAACUUAAUCCUAUGGACAAAUCUAUCCUUUCUAAUCUAAUUCUUGGAUAUACUCCAGUGACUAAUAUCACAAGCAGCAUCAUGCAGAGAGUGUCUGCUGACCACCUUCCUGAUGUCAUAAUUACAGAAGAAUAUGCAAAUGAAAAAGAAAUGCUAGCAUCCAGUCUUUCUAAGCCCAGCAACUUUGUAGGUGUGGUUUUCAAAGAUUUCAUGUCCUAUGAACUUCGUUUUUUUCCUGAUAUGAUUCCAGUAUCUUCUAUUUAUAUGGAUUCAAGAGCUGGCUGUUCAAAAUCGUGUGAGGCUGCUCAGUACUGGUCCUCUGGGUUCACAGUUUUACAGGCAUCCAUAGAUGCUGCCAUUAUACAGUUGAAGACCAAUGUUUCUCUUUGGAAGGAGCUGGAGUCAACUAAAGCUGUUAUCAUGGGAGAAACUGCUAUUAUAGAAAUAGUUACCUUUUCUCGAGGCAUAAUUUUAAUAUACCUAGUUAUAGCAUUUUCACCUUUUGGAUACUUUUUGGCAAUUCAUAUCGUAGCAGAAAAAGAAAAAAAGUUAAAGGAAUUUUUAAAGAUAAUGGGACUUCAUGAUGCUGCCUUUUGGCUUUCCUGGGUUCUUCUGUAUACAAGUUUGAUUUUUCUUAUGUCCCUUCUUAUGGCAGUCAUUGCAACAGCCUCUUCGUUGUUCCCUCAAAGUAGCAGCAUUGUGAUAUUUCUCCUUUUUUUCCUAUAUGGAUUAUCAUCUAUAUUUUUUGCUUUGAUGCUGACACCUCUUUUUAAAAAAUCAAAACAUGUGGGAAUAGUUGAAUUUUUUAUCACUGUGGCUUUCGGAUUUGUUGGUCUUUUGAUAGUCCUCAUGGAAAGUUUUCCAAAAUCAUUAGUGUGGCUUUUAAGUCCUUUCUGUCAGUGUACUUUUUUGAUUGGUAUUGCACAGGUCAUGCAUUUAGAAGAUUUUCAUGAAGGUGCUUUAUUUUCUAAUUUGACCGAAGGCCCUUAUCCUCUAAUUAUUACUCUUAUCAUGCUAGCACUUAAUAGUACAUUUUAUGUCCUCCUGGCUGUCUAUCUUGAUCAAGUCAUUCCAGGAGAAUUUGGCUUACGGAGAUCAUCUUUGUAUUUUCUAAAACCAUCGUAUUGGUCAAAGAGCAAAAGAAAUUAUAAGGAAUUGUCAGAGGGCAACAUUAAUGGGAAUAUUAGUUUUAGUGAAAUUGUUGAGCCUGUUUCUUCAGAAUUUAUAGGCAAAGAAGCCAUAAGAAUAAGUGGUAUUCAGAAGACAUACAGAAAGAAAAGUGAAAACGUGGAGGCUUUGAGAAAUUUGUCAUUUGACAUCUAUGAGGGUCAGAUUACUGCACUUCUUGGCCAUAGUGGAACAGGAAAGAGUACCUUGAUGAAUAUUCUCUGUGGAUUAUGUCCCCCUUCUGAUGGAUUUGCAUCUAUUUAUGGACACAGAGUCUCAGAAAUAGAUGAAAUGUUUGAAGCAAGAAAAAUGAUUGGCAUUUGUCCACAGUUAGACAUACACUUUGAUGUUUUGACAGUUGAAGAAAAUUUAUCUAUUUUGGCUUCAAUCAAAGGAAUACCAGCCAACAAUAUAAUACAAGAAGUGCAAAAGGUUUUACUAGAUUUAGACAUGCAGCCUAUCAAAGAUAACCAAGCUAAAAAAUUAAGUGGUGGCCAAAAAAGAAAACUGUCUUUAGGAAUUGCUGUUCUUGGGAAUCCAAAGAUACUACUGCUGGAUGAACCAACAGCUGGAAUGGACCCUUGUUCCCGUCAUAUUGUUUGGAAUCUUUUAAAAUACAGAAAAGCCAAUCGGGUGACAGUGUUUAGUACUCACUUCAUGGAUGAAGCUGACAUUCUUGCUGAUAGGAAAGCUGUCAUAUCACAGGGAAUGUUGAAAUGUGUUGGUUCUUCAAUUUUCCUUAAAAGUAAAUGGGGGAUCGGCUAUCGCCUGAGCAUGUACAUAGACAGAUAUUGUGCCACGGAGUCUCUUACUUCAUUGGUUAGACAGCAUAUACCUGGGGCUACUUUACUACAACAGAAUGACCAACAGCUUGUGUAUAGCUUGCCUUUCAAAGACAUGGACAAAUUUUCAGGUUUGUUUUCUGCCCUAGACAUUCAUUCAAAUUUGGGUGUUAUUUCUUAUGGUGUAUCCAUGACGACUUUGGAAGAUGUAUUCUUAAAGCUAGAAGUUGAAGCAGAAAUUGACCAAGCAGAUUAUAGUGUAUUUACACAGCAACCACCAGAAGAAGAAAUGGAUUCAAAAUCUUUUGAUGAAAUGGAACAGAGUUUGCUUAUUCUUUCUGAAACCAAAGCUUCCUUAGUGAGCACCAUGAGCCUUUGGAAACAGCAAGUGUCUACAAUAGCAAAGUUUCAUUUCCUUACCUUGAAACGUGAGAGUAAAUCACUGAGAUCAGUGUUGCUUCUGCUCUUAAUUUUUUUUGCAGUUCAGCUUUUUAUGUUUUUUGUACAUCACUCUUUUAAAAAUGCUGUGGUUCCCAUCAAACUUGUUCCUGACUUAUAUUUCCUUAAACCUGGAGAUAAACCUCAUAAAUACAAAACAAGUCUUCUUCUUCAGAAUUCCACUGACUCAGAGAUCAGUGAUCUUACUGACUUUUUCACCUACCAGAACAUAAAGGUGACUAUGUUUAAUGACAGUGACUAUGUGUCUGCUGCUCCUCACAGUGCAGCUUUAAAUGUGGGGUAUUCAGAAAAGGACUAUGUUUUUACAGCUGUUUUCAACAGUACUAUGGUUUAUUCUCUACCUGUAUUGAUGAAUAUCAUUAGCAACUACUAUCUUUAUCAUUUAAAUGUGACUGAAACCAUCCAGAUCUGGAGCACCCCAUUCUUUCAAGAAAUUACUGACAUAGUUUUUAAAAUUGAGCUAUAUUUCCAAGCAGCUUUGCUUGGAAUCAUUGUUACUGCAAUGCCACCUUAUUUUGCCAUGGAAAAUUCAGAGAAUCAUAAGAUCAAAGCUUAUACUCAACUUAAACUUUCAGGUCUUUUGCCAUCUGCAUAUUGGAUCGGACAAGCUGUUGUUGAUAUUCCCUUAUUUUUUGUUGUUCUUUUUUUGAUGCUAGGAAGCUUAUUUGCAUUUCAUUAUGAAUUAUAUUUUUAUGCUGUAAAGUUCCUUGCUGUGGUUUUUUGCCUCAUUGGUUAUGUUCCAUCAGUUAUUCUGUUUACCUAUGUUGCUUCUUUCACCUAUAAGAAAAUUAUAAAUACCAAAGAAUUUUGGUCAUUUAUCUAUUCAGUGACAGCAUUAGCUUGUAUUGCAGUCACUGAGAUAACUUUCUUUAUGGGAUACACAGUUACAGCUAUUUUUCAUUAUGCCUUUUGCAUAGCCGUUCCAAUCUAUCCGCUUCUAGGUUGCCUGAUAUCUUUCAUAAAGGUUUCUUGGAAGAAUUUACAAAAAAAUGAGAAUACUUACAAUCCAUGGGACAGACUAUUAGUAGCUGUUAUAAUGCCUUACCUGCAGUGUGUACUAUGGAUUUUCCUCUUACAGUACUAUGAGAAAAAGCAUGGAGGCAGAUCAGUAAGAAAGGAUCCCUUUUUCAGGAACCUUUCAAAAAAGUCUAAACAUAGGAAGUUUCCAGAACCACCAAGCAAUGAGGAUGAAGAUGAAGAUGUCAAAGCUGAGAGGCUAAAGGUCAAAGAGCUGAUGAGUUGCCAGUGUUGCGAGGAGAAACCAGCCAUUAUGGUCAGCAAUUUACAUAAAGAAUAUGAUGACAAGAAAGAUUUUCUUCAUUCAAGAAGAGUAAAGAAAGUGGCAGCUAAAUACAUUUCUUUCUCUGUGAAAAAAGGAGAGAUCUUGGGACUGUUGGGUCCAAACGGUGCAGGAAAAAGCACAAUUAUUAAUAUUCUGGUUGGUGAUAUUGAACCAACUUCAGGCCAGGUAUUUCUAGGAGAUUAUACUUCAGACGCAACUGAAGAUGAUGACUCCAUUAAGUGUAUGGGCUACUGUCCUCAGAUAAACCCCCUGUGGCCAGAUAUUACAUUACAAGAACAUUUUGAAAUUUAUGGAGCUGUGAAAGGAAUGAGUGCAAGUGACAUGAAAGAAAUAAUAAGUCGAAUAACAAAUGCCCUUGAUUUAAAAGAACAUCUUCAGAAAACUAUAAAGAAACUACCUGCUGGAAUUAAGCGAAAGUUAUGUUUUGCUCUGAGUAUGCUGGGGAACCCUCUGAUUACUCUGCUAGAUGAACCAUCCACAGGUAUGGAUCCUAAAGCCAAACAGCACAUGUGGCGAGCAAUCCGAACUGCAUUUAAAAACAAAAAGCGGGCUGCAAUUCUGACCACUCAUUAUAUGGAGGAGGCAGAAGCUGUCUGUGACCGAGUGGCUAUUAUGGUGUCUGGGCAGUUAAGAUGUAUUGGGACAGUACAACAUUUAAAGAGUAAAUUUGGAAAAGGCUACUUUUUGGAAAUUAAGUUAAAGGACUGGAUAGAAAAUCUAGAAAUAGACCGCCUUCACAGAGAAAUUCAGUAUAUUUUCCCAAAUGCAAUCCGUCAGGAAAGUUUUUCUUCUAUUCUGGCUUAUAAAAUUCCCAAGGAAGAUGUUCAGUCUCUUUCACAGUCUUUUUCUAAGCUGGAAGAAGCUAAACAUACUUUUGCCAUUGAGGAAUACAGCUUUUCUCAAGCAACAUUGGAACAGGUUUUUGUAGAACUCACCAAAGAGCAAGAGGAAGAAGAUAAUAGCUGUGGAACUUUAAACAGCACACUUUGGUGGGAAAGAACACAGGAAGACAGAGUAGUAUUUUGAAUUUGUAUUGCUCAGUCUGUUUGCUUAUUUCUUCUUCACUUCAUUUUAACUCUGGUUUAGAAAGUUUAUUAUUUGAAUGGCAACUAGAGAAAUGUGAAAGCAUUGGGGUUUUCCUAAGCUCCUCCGUUGAACUGCUGUGUUGGUUGUUUUGCUUUACCUUAAAUAAAAUUCAUGUGUAAUUAAGUCA
Sciurus carolinensis (gray squirrel) is the source of this 5570-nucleotide messenger RNA. RefSeq names its product ATP binding cassette subfamily A member 5 (gene Abca5). The transcript is spliced from 41 exons. NCBI's taxonomy places the organism in Eukaryota, Metazoa, Chordata, Mammalia, Rodentia, Sciuridae. The record is from RefSeq and is a predicted model, not a curated record. Gene Ontology annotation, biological process: lipid transport; transmembrane transport. Gene Ontology annotation, molecular function: ABC-type transporter activity; lipid carrier activity; ATP hydrolysis activity. Gene Ontology annotation, cellular component: membrane; intracellular membrane-bounded organelle. Bases 455 to 5383 code for a protein of 1642 amino acids.